AGGGUUGAUAAAGAUAGGAGUGGAAUAAUAUCUGAUAAUGAACUUCAGCAGGCAUUAUCCAAUGGCACGUGGACUCCAUUUAAUCCAGCAACAGUCAGGUCAAUUCUUGGCAUGUUUGACAGAGAAAACAAAGGUGGUGUGAACUUCAAUGAAUUCACAGGAGUCUGGAAGUACAUCUCAGACUGGCAGAAUGUCUUUCGAACGUAUGACAGAGACAAUUCUGGAAUGAUUGACAAAAACGAACUAAAGCAAGCACUAACAGGUUUUGGUUACCGACUGUCUGAUCAAUUCUACGAUCUCCUUAUUCGGAAAUUUGACAGACAAGGAAGAGGACAAGUUGCUUUUGAUGACUUUAUUCAGUGCUGUGUUGUUUUACAGAGGCUGACUGAUGUGUUCCGCCGUUACGACACUGAUCAAGAUGGCUGGAUUCAGGUGUCCUAUGAGCAGUAUCUUUCCAUGGUCUUCAGCAUCGUAUGACACUGAUAACUAGGAACUGCACACUUGGCAUUACACAGACUGGAGUUGCCAAAUCAUCCUGUACUGAAUAAGAUUAUUAAUGUAUUAUAAUGGAUAUAACUUCACAUUCUUAAAUUUUGUAUGUUGCUCAUCACCUUCAGAAUCUGUAUUUGAGUUGGUUUUUGUUUUGUAUGACUGUACGAUAUGACCAUCUCUGCUGACUGUAGUACAGAAAGCACAGAAUCUAGAUUUAAUUGGUGCAAUGUCAAACUUAACCUUUUUCCACAUAUCCUGCAUGGGGAAAAAUGACUCUUUAGAAAUGCCAAAUUCAAAUAAUGCUUGUUAGUUUGUAAGAGUUGAAAGUCAGAAGUUGCACAACAUGUUUUGCAUGUGCCUUACUUUUAUAAGAGUUUAUCGUAUUAAUUUUUAAUACAGGAUUUAAAAUUAAGUAAAAAUAUUAGA
Opisthocomus hoazin is the source of this 918-nucleotide messenger RNA. The record is from RefSeq and is a predicted model, not a curated record. Lineage: Eukaryota; Metazoa; Chordata; Aves; Opisthocomiformes; Opisthocomidae.